AUGAACCGCCCUGAGCUACUCUGCUUCCCUGAGACGCCUGAGGAGCUCGCUACUAGCACCCAGCUCGCCACAGCGGCUAUACCUGCGGUACUGACGACCCCCGCUGUCACUUUGUUCUCCCCUACUUCUGCUGCUAUUGCUAAGGCCACCGCAGACGACCUAGCGGGACCGCCUGCGCCUACUACUCCCCUAAGUUCCCGAACUCUCAGCCUUAGUGAGAGAAUAUCUAACCUAAAGGAAUUUGAUAGAACUUAA
Molecule: messenger RNA, 255 nt
Organism: Bipolaris victoriae FI3
Lineage: Eukaryota; Fungi; Ascomycota; Dothideomycetes; Pleosporales; Pleosporaceae
Exons: 2
Coding region: 1-255 (84 amino acids)
Source: RefSeq, a predicted model, not a curated record